Messenger RNA from Suillus discolor, 1386 nucleotides. RefSeq lists its product as uncharacterized. The transcript has 10 exons. The record is from RefSeq and is a predicted model, not a curated record. Bases 1 to 1386 code for a protein of 461 amino acids. NCBI's taxonomy places the organism in Eukaryota, Fungi, Basidiomycota, Agaricomycetes, Boletales, Suillaceae.
AUGAGCAACAUCAAUCAAUCAAAUGGCUCGAGCCCAGUUCCUCUAGACACCACAGCAGUUGCUCGCGGAAGCUCAGGCCAACCGCCAAACAAAGUUCAUCGGUUUCUGAGCAAGGUCAAGGAUGGUGUAACGAAGAAGAUUCAUCGCUCGAAGAAUUUGUGCAGCUGCGACCCCGUUCAGGAUACUUCUGCUGUUGUGCAACAAGUCCCCGAUCCCAAAUCUGUGAACAAGGCACUUCAGGAUGCCGGUCAUGGUGCAGAUCAGAUGAAAUCACUUUGGGGACAUGUGAGACCCGUAUUGUCUGCAGGCGAAAAUGGACCAGCGGCACUCGAUGAUGUAGACAGUAUAGAGACCACUUAUCUUCAGCCCCUCAGGACAUUUGACACUGUGAUCGGGACGAUAGCAGAGGUGCAUCCAUAUGCAAAGAUGGCAUUGGGUGUGCUUUCUUGCGCAUCAAAAAUAAUUCUUGCUCAAGCGGAUCGUGACGAUGCGGUACUUGACCUCUACAAGAAGUUGGGUCAACUGUAUGGCUUCAUAACGCAAGACGACACACUUCUCAAGAUUUUGUCGAUGAGGGAAAUCUUGGGACAGAUCUCUCAACAGACCCUAGAAUGCGCCAAUUUCAUCAGGGAUUAUUCAGAGAAGAAAAGCUUUUGGGAGAGACUCGGAAAGAACAUCAUCUCGGAAACAAAUGAUACGAUACAACAGUAUAACGAUGUGUUGGAUGUGCUCAUGCAAAACUUCUGCGACCAAGUCACUCGCGACGUAGCCACCUAUAUUCACAAUACAAGCGAAAUACUGGAAUUCAGUGGGACACGCAAGGAAAUUCUCUCCGACAUCAUGGAAUGGAUCAACGACAGCAGGGAAGAUGUUGAACGUGUGCUAUGGCUAUCCGGCCCUGCCGGAAUGGGUAAAUCAGCCAUUGCUCACACGAUUGCCAACUCGUUCAUCAGAGUGGGCGGACUUGGUUCUUGUUACUGCUUUGACCAAAACGAAAAAGAUCGCCAUAAAAAGGUCUUCACCACUAUCGCGCGCAACCUGGCUGACCCGGAUGCAGUCAAGAACCAGACUGCGCUCAAGACUACAUCGGAUGUCGUGCAGCAGUGGCAGAAGCUUCUUAUAGAACCGUUAGGGAAGCUUUCUGAGUCACCCGUGGGGCCUGUCGUGAUCGUUAUCGACGCACUGGACGAAAGUGGUGAGGUGGAAACACGCAGCAACCUUCUUUGCAUUCUUUCCAGUAAACUUCGAGACCCAACCAUCACCCAUAUCAUGAAACUGCCAAAGAACUUCCAGAUCAUAGUCACCUCCCGCCUGCUUCGCGACAUUCAGAAUUCGUUUGCAGGUGCUCAGUGUUAUGCUGACCGUCGGUCGGCGUGUGUGAACUAG